Messenger RNA from Penicillium brevicompactum, 4467 nucleotides. RefSeq names its product putative intermediate filament protein (Mdm1) (gene rgsC). The record is from RefSeq and is a predicted model, not a curated record. The coding region runs from base 1 to 4467 and encodes 1488 amino acids. The transcript is spliced from 4 exons. Gene Ontology annotation, cellular component: intracellular membrane-bounded organelle. NCBI's taxonomy places the organism in Eukaryota, Fungi, Ascomycota, Eurotiomycetes, Eurotiales, Aspergillaceae. Gene Ontology annotation, molecular function: phosphatidylinositol binding.
AUGGCCCUUAGUCGUCGCGACCUAGCUUUAGCUGGUAUCGGCCUUUUCAUCGCUUGGGGUCUGGUUGUGCGUGAGCUGCCGAUCCUUCGGUAUUUAGGAUAUGCUGUGACGCUGGGCGCCGUGUUGUGCUCGGUGGGUCUUCUGGGGCUUGUUACAUUGACGAUUCGACACCAAGACGACGUGCAAAACAACAAAAAUGUGUCCGUGGCUUUCAUCAAACCCGACAAUUGGCGCAAGGAAGUGCUAAAUGUGCGUCGAAGUACGCGAUAUCGGGCACGGCCCCUCUAUCCCGAAUCUUUUGUGGUGUCAGAGGGCAUUGAUGAGCUUUUGUCCUUGAUCAUACGAGAUUUUGUUUCCUCGUGGUAUCGCAACAUUAGCCCAAGUCCAAUCUUUGCCAAUGAAGUCGAUCGCACGAUCCGCGUUGCUCUCGAAAACCUACGGGACAGGUUGAUCGCAGAGGACAUGAUAUCACUGGUGGUAUCACGAAUAAUCCCAAUUGUGACCUCGCAUCUGAAAGAAUUUGAUAUAGCCGAGCGACUGGUCCGAGGGCGCAACUUGGACCGCAAUGUGACGGAGUCCGCUGAGCUGGACUUGGCAAUCGCGAAGAAGUACCGCGAUGGCAGGCUACAUCCUGCUGUUGCAUUGUCUGCAUCUGAUCAGAGAACCGUGCAACAAGAAUAUUUACGAAAGCUUGCGGUCGGGCUAUUGCCCCAGCUAUUUCCAGAGAGCGUGCUGAACAGUCGGAUUGUUUCAGUCUUGAUUCGUGAGAUUAUAUCAUGCGCCGUGUUUUUUCCAAUAGUCAAUGCAUUGUCUGAUCCAGACACCUGGAAUCAGUCAAUGGAAGCCUACGGCCGUACAGCUCUACAGGACAGAAAGACUGUGCGCAAGCUUCGUGCUGCACUGGACGAGCAUGCAUCGCCUGCCCCCAAGUCCAAACGCGGACAGCCAUUUCCGCGGUUAUCGGUGAAUGACUCAGAACGUGCCUUUGAGCGUUUUGUCAGAGCUAUCAGAAAAUGCAACAACCUAUCGGACGCGCGCCGUUUCCGUGCACUGGUCUCCAGCCAAUUGAAGCAGGAGAGCACGAUCGAAGGGCAAGAUCAAGUCUAUUUGCGACGAUUGGAAACGGGAAAGAGGGUUCUGGACCAGAAAGUGGCCAAACUCGCGAAGACUGGCGACGAACCCCAUGUGCCUCCAUCUUUAGACCUCCGACCCGAAAGCAUUGGACCUACAGCGCGAGAGACUUCUUUGGUUGAAGUCAUGCACAGUGCCUCGGGAUUGUCAUAUUUCAUGGAGUUCAUGGAUCGUCAGAAGCUCAUGUCUCUUGUUCAGUUCUGGAUCGUGGUAGACGGAUUCCGCAAUCCCCUCGAGGAUGACUUCGGUGAUGAGGCUGCGUCUGCGUCAAUCACCUGGAAGCCAGCGGACAGGAAUGACAUCGCUCUUAUCAGCGAGACAUAUCUCUCAAAACCAGAGUUGAAAGUUUCUGAUGAGUCUCGCCGGGCUAUCAAGACAUUCUUGAGCGCCGGCAAGCGUGCAAACUCAGAGCAAUACCGCAAAGCACGAACCGUUGUUUUGAGCACUCAGUCUGCCAUUCUAGAACACCUACAGGAGAAGUACUAUCCCAAGUUCAAAGAAUCCGAUCUCUAUUGGAAGUACCUCGCGUCCGAUGAAGCGUCCGCCAAUAUCCAAAACUCGUCUCGCCAGUCAUCUCCAAUUUCAGCCACAUUUGAACCCACAGAGAGAAGACCUCUUCCUCCGUUGCUAUCACGCACAUCCUCCCAGCCCGGCCUAAGACCAUCCAAAGAUAUUCGACGUGCUGUAGUAUCGUCGAGUGAUGUCAAAGCUAUGGGAAAGCUCUUCGAUGAUGACGACCCUCCACGACGAUCUAUUGAUUCCGAACGCUCUGGCCUUUUCGACGACGAGUACGACACGGACAAUCUAGCCACGUCAACCCAUAGCUUAGGAAAGACUUCCCAGAAUGGGGAGAACGAUAUGAGUCAAAGCCAAGUCCUCGAAACGAUGGAGGCAGCACUCAACGACAUCAUUACUGGCGAGCCCAAGAACGGCAAACCUGAUGAUACCAAAGCGGAGUCUGCUGGACUGUUUGGACCUGAGCGGCCUCUUCUUACACGCAACUUAUCUGAGGCUUCGCAGGCAGAGAAUCGUGGCAAUGAGAAAGCGAAGAAAAGUCUCGCAUCUCUUGGCCUGGUAGGCCAAGGAUCCCGGCUCGGUGUAUUCGAUGACGAAUUAUUCCCCGACCAGCAGAAGUUCAUCGAAGAUGAAUAUGAGGAGCCGGACGGAGCCGAUGAUAAAGACCCUGCGGAUGAAGUGCACGAAGCUGCGCCCGGCGAUUUAGGUCUCACGGAGGCAAUUGAGGCUUUGUCGGCGGGUAUUGACAAGCUUGCAGCCCAGGAUGCUGUUGUCCAGGCGUUGACACGCAAAGCCGAGCUCACGAAUAACACGGCAGAACUGCGAAUUCUGCGCAAAUCUAAAGCCAGCAUUGAGCGUGAAAUGCAUCGCAAAGAGAUGCAGCGGCAACAGUAUAUUCUUCAAGAAAGCGACAACAGUCUCUAUGGGCGUUCCACAGUCAGCCUCAAGUCUAUCGUCGUCGGCAAAGAAGAAGACGAUGGCCGCGAAUUUGCAAUGUAUAUUGUUGAGGUUCAAAGGAAGGCGGGAGAACAGAUGCCCGCUGCAUCUUGGGUUGUAGCGCGACGCUACAGCGAGUUCCACGAUCUCCAUCAGAAGCUCCGUCAACGCUACCCCUCUGUCCGCCACCUGGAGUUCCCUCGCCGGCGAGUUGUCAUGAAGUUGCAAAAGGAAUUCCUUCACAAGCUCGCGAUCUACGAGCAUUCCUAUCGCAGCGCGCCAUCCUCCCCCCACAAAGACAAUUCUCGGGAUAGUGAACUCGAGUCUAAAGACCUGGUUACUCGAAUUUACAACUCCGUCACAGAUGGCAUGGAUGACUUCCUCGGCAACUUCGGUGUGUUGGACCAACUGUCUACAGCGGGUCAAAAUCUCAUUUCCGCCGCAACCCAACAAGCCGGCACCUUGGCAACCCCAGACUCCAGUCUCGCCACCGAAGAUGCAGUGACGAGCGCCGAAGCUGAGGCAGAACUGAACGCCUUUGAAGACCGCGAGCUUGAGCCCUUUAUCAAGCCCAUCUGUGAUCUGUUUCUCGAGGCAUUCGAGCUCAAUCGCGGAAACAACUGGCUGCGUGGCCGAGCUGUUGUCGUUGUCCUGCACCAGCUCUUGGGUGGGACAAUCGAGCGCAAGGUGCGCGAGGGUGUUCGCGGCCUUGUUCAAGACGACUCGCUCCUCAAGUACAUCGCGCUUGGUCGAGACGUCAUGUGGCCGGGUGGAGUCCUCCGCAAGGCGCCUCCUCGAUCGGCGGCCGAUCGUCGCCACAGUCGGGCCGAGGCGACGGUCGUCUUGGCUACUCUCAUCCCCGAUUUGGCGGGUAAUGUUGUUGGUAGGGCUAAUGCCCAAGCUGCCGCUCGACGCAUCUUUGCGACGCUCAAUAAUCAGUAUCUCAACACCCACCUCAUAUUUACCAUCAUCGAUGAGAUAUUCUUGGUCCUUUUCGUAAGCGCAAUCCAUCAAGAGUCCAUGACCGAAUCCGCCCAAUCCCAAGCCUUCUCGAUCCCCGAGAUCUUCGAACUAAUCCUCCUCAAACUCGACAACCGCACCCUCCUCACAACAGCCCAGCUCAUAUGCCGCACGUGGACAACCUUCAUCCAAGAAUCCGCAGCCAUCCAAUGGGCCCUGUGCUUCAAAUCAGUCACAAAUCCCCAUUUGCCAACAUGGCAGAACCCACUGCUAGCAGAAGCCUUCCCGUCAAUAUUCAGCUCAAGUACCCCUGAAGUCAAAAGCAACAUCAGAUUUACCUAUGACACCUUCGAUAUGUUCAGACACCCUGAGAAAUUCGAGGCUUAUAUGAGACCCGAAGCAAGCUGGCGAUACAUGCUAGUCCAGCAACCUCCACUGACUACCUUAUCGUUGCUUCGCAGCAGUGCGGGGCACGGUGGCCAGCUUUUCUACCGCUACGAAACUUUAGUGAGAUCCGUCAUGAUCCCUGACCAAUUAAGCUAUUUCCAUACUGACCAAAACAAUCAGGAUAGCCCACUACUCCAAGCAUUCGGCCUCCGCAUGGAAACAAUCUUCGAAGCCCUCGUCUUCAGCGAGAUGUCAGAACAAUACGAUUACCAGCAAGCAACGGAGAUGAUCUGGGCACCCGAGCAGCUUACCGAGUGGGUACAGAAAGACUUGAAGCGAUAUAAGAUUGUGGAUUUUGGGCUCAUGGUUCUGACUACUGUUGGAUGGUCGCGGCAUGGAAUUGUUGGAAGCUCGGCGGAUGGGGAAGUCGAGUGUGUGAAGAAGAUCAAGGAUGAGUAUCGGCGGUUAGGGCUUGAGUCGAGUCAUGAGCCACGGGCUUUUGUUAAGAAGGGGAGUUAUGGAUCGUUGUGGGAUUGA